Durotheca rogersii is the source of this 492-nucleotide messenger RNA. RefSeq lists its product as uncharacterized. The record is from RefSeq and is a predicted model, not a curated record. The transcript has a single exon. The coding region runs from base 1 to 492 and encodes 163 amino acids. Lineage: Eukaryota; Fungi; Ascomycota; Sordariomycetes; Xylariales; Xylariaceae.
AUGCCUUUGUCCAAUUCGCAACCCAGCGGCGCCGCCCUGGACGAGGAGGAGCGGAUCCGGCGGCUGCGCCGGAUGCUGGGCGGCUCGGACGGGCGCCCGGCAGAGCCGCCACGGCAGCGGGACGAGGACCGGAUCGCGCGGCGGCGGGGGCAGGUGUGGGAGGAGCAGCCGGGGAUCCGGGGCACGCUGUCGGUGACGCUGCGGCCGCACUCGGAGGUGCGCGGGGCCAACGACGAGGACAUACCGUUCCGGCUGCUGCUGCUGCGGCUGGCGGCGCGCGCGCGCGGCGGCGCCGUCGCCGAUGCGGACCAAGUCGACCUCGCGUCGAGGGUGUACACCCAGCUCAAGCUCGAAGGGUCGCCGAUGAUCCACAUGAGCGAGGCGGAGAUCCGCAGCCCGCUCCCGAAGGCGUGGCACGAGCAACUCUAUCGGGUGGCGCACGAGCAGUACAGGCAGUGGUGUAUUGCUAGGGGGAUUCAGGAAGGGUGGUGA